AUGAUCGGUUCGAAACCGGAUCCAAUGAUAAUGAUGAAAACGAUUCCUAGCAUUCAAGCUAUUCCGCAGGGGCACAAUCAAAGAAAUUCUCAAAGUGACGUUUAUCAACCAAUUCGACAACGACAAGUUUCAACUUAUCAAAUCAACGUUCGUCCUUAUGUGUCUGCUGUACACCCAAGGAUUAGACGACGUUCGUAUCAAUUGAAUCGUACCUUUACCCUUUCUCAAAGCGUUUCUGCUAUGAGAAGUAACUUUGUACAACCUCCUCCUCAACAACGGCAAACGGCAAUCGCUCUUACCGCUACUGAUUUACCCGAUUUAAUCAAUGCACAAACUUUGAUGAUAUUUCCCCAAAAAUUCCUAUUCCUUUGGAGGAAAAGAUGUGAUUGGUAA
This is a messenger RNA of Funneliformis mosseae, 393 nucleotides long. Lineage: Eukaryota; Fungi; Glomeromycota; Glomeromycetes; Glomerales; Glomeraceae. The record is from the annotation of a GenBank genome assembly.